Messenger RNA from Darwinula stevensoni, 685 nucleotides. The record is from the annotation of a GenBank genome assembly. Lineage: Eukaryota; Metazoa; Arthropoda; Ostracoda; Podocopida; Darwinulidae.
AUGAGACUUGUGUGGGCCUUGGGAUCAUGGCUGGUGCUGGCCUGUCUGAGCCUGGCUGAUGACGUGUCCCCUGCAAGGCUCUUGGUGGCCAAGAGAUUGUUGAACAACAUGCUUGUUGAAGGAAAGGACCUUUUGGUCCAGUAUGGUCUCUACAAUGUGGGCGGGCAGGCAGGACUUGAUGUCCGACUCAUCGACCUUGGGUUCCCACCUGAUGACUUUGAACAUGUUGUUGGAGAGCACAGUGUCAGGUUUACUGCUUGGAUGUGGCCUUCCACUCUUAAGGCAGCCUUCAGUGGUGGGAAUGUCACAUACAAUGUGGUGGUGCGACCUCGUUCAUAUGGCUACUACAACUUCACUGCUGCUCAAGUCACCUAUCUCCCCACUGAGGAAUCCACACAGAUCCAGGUAGGAUACAGCAGCCACCCAGGCCAGUAUGGAAUCCUGUCCAGCAAGGACUAUGAGAGGAGAUACUCACCUCAUGUUAUGGACUGGGGAGCAUUUGCACUGAUGUGCAUUCCAACUUUGGCAAUCCCAUAUCUAUUGUUUUACAAGUCUGCUUCGAAAUACCAGGCCCUCAUGAAGCAUUCCAAGCGUCAGUGAUCUCUAUUUAUAUCGGUGACUGAGACUCCUGGAACAUGGAUUUGAGAAAGAGAGAAAAAAAAAGAGAAUUUCUGCAUUUCUUCCU